Molecule: messenger RNA, 1816 nt
Organism: Lolium rigidum
Lineage: Eukaryota; Viridiplantae; Streptophyta; Magnoliopsida; Poales; Poaceae
Exons: 6
Coding region: 216-1547 (443 amino acids)
Biological process (GO): lipid catabolic process
Source: RefSeq, a predicted model, not a curated record
CCUCUAGCUGCAACCGCGGCUGCUUCCUGGACUCUUUGUUGCCUCGAGACGAAGAAAGGUUGCUAGCUGCCUCCUCUGGUUUCGCCACUCUUCGUCUGCGCCCCAGACCGAGUGGACGCUACCUACUCGUCUCCGAUGCCUCUCUCCAGCCUGCUUCAAGCCCUUUCAUUUUUCGGUGUGGCCACAACACUGAGUUCUGAAGUUCCACCGAUGUGAUGUCCAUCGCGUGCUGCUUACCGGUCGUCGAAUGCGUGUACUGCCUGGCAUGUACACGGUGGGUGUGGCAGCGCUGCCUCCACACCACUGGCUAUGACAGCGAGACCUGGGGCCUCGCGUCGUCGGGGGAGUUCGAGCCUGUGCCCCGGCUAUGCCGAUUCAUACUCGCAGUAUAUGAGGAUGACCUUGAAGAUCCGCAAUGGGCGCCUCCGGGGGGCUAUGGCAUCGAGCCCCGGUGGGUGGUGCGCCGGAGGACAUACGAGCACACGCGGGGUCAUGCUCCGACAUACCUGUUGUACGUCGACCACCGGCAUUCCGACGUCGUGCUCGCCGUUCGGGGGAUGGACAUGGCGAAAGAGAGCGACUACGGUGUGUUGCUGGACAACAGGAUCGGGCAGAGGAGGUUCGACGGCGGCUACGUGCACAAUGGGUUGCUCAAUGCUGCCGAGUGGGUGUUUGAUGCCGAGUGUGAUGUGCUGAGGGACCUGCUGCACAGGAAUCCUGGCUACACGCUCACCUUCGCAGGGCAUUCUCUUGGUUCCGGUGUCGUGGCCAUGCUGGCACUGGUGGCAGUGCAAAAUAGGGAGCGGCUGGGUGGCGUGGAGAGGAACAGGAUACGGUGCUUCGCGAUGGCGCCUCCCAGGUGUAUGUCGCUCAAUUUGGCGGUCCGUUAUGCGGAUGUCAUUAACGCAGUUAUUCUUCAGGAUGAUUUUCUGCCCCGCACAGACAUUCCUUUGGAAGAUAUCAUCAAGUCACUCUUCUGCUUGCCAUGCCUGCUAUGCGGUAAUUGCCUCAUAGACACAUGUAUACCUGAAAGUGUCAUGUUGAGAGAUCCAAGGCGUCUGUAUGCACCGGGCCGGCUUUACCACAUCGUUGAAAGGAAACCUUUCAGGUGUGGAAGAUAUCCGCCUGCCGUAAGAACAGCGGUUCCAGUUGAUGGUAGAUUUGAGCACAUUGUUCUUUCUUGCAACGCAAUUUCUGACCAUGCUAUUAUCUGGAUAGAAAGGGAAGCCCAAAGAGCUAUAGAUUUGAUGUUGGAGAGCGAGAGAACCAUGAUAGCGCCUGAGAAUCAAAGGAUGGAUGCUGAAACCACCUUAACAAGGGAUCACGGUGAGGAGCACCAGGCGGCCUUGAGGCGCGCUGCUACGCUAGGAAUCGCGGAUGUUAAUCUGCCAUCACCAUACGGUACGUUUAAUGAAAACAUGACCCUUGAGCCGGAUGAGGGGUCUCCAGUCCUGUCUGAGAGCGGCAGACGCAGAAUGGUCUGGAAUGAGUGGAUCGCGAGGAUAUUUGAGAAGGAUGAAUCCGGGCAAAUGGUUCCACGAAGAUGAUCUAGUCUUGUGUCGAAAUUAGAAAUCUGUACAGCUGAUUCUUGGUACGUAGUUGAUCCUUUCACGGGUUCAAGCCUGUUUUGGAAACAUGUCACCUGUCACAAGCAUGUUCAUCCGGGCAAACAGUGUUGAAGGAAGUAGGGAUCGUUGUUGUAGGUGAGUAGGUCAAGGUAUAUUUAUAGGUGAAGAGUAUAUGUUGAUCAAUUUAUUUUUCCUUCUAGCUCAAAUUUUGUCAUUUUAAGCAUCAUAUAUUUUUUAUUUUGGGACAA